GCAGGGUCUGCUUGGCCGUAACUCCUGACGGUCACCAUGGAGAAUGAGCAGAUCCAGACGCCGACGCCGCUCAGCAACCCGGGGGCCACCAGUACCACGGCCACCACGGCCCCCAGCAGCAGCGGCGGCAGCAACAGUGGGCGCCAGGCAGGGCCCCCCAUCUCCGUCUACAGUGGGAUCCCCGACCGGCAGACCGUCCAGGUGAUCCAGCAAGCUUUGCACCGACAGCCCAACACAGCCGCCCAAUACCUGCAACAGAUGUACGCUGCCCAACAACAGCACCUGAUGCUGCAGACGGCCGCGCUCCAACAGCAGCACCUGGGGAGCAGCCAGCUGCAGAGCCUGGCCGCCAUCCAACAGGCCAGCUUGGCAGCCAAUCGGCAGGGCGCCUCCCCCUCCUCCAACGGGGCCACGCAGAGCCCCCCACAGCAGCAGCCGCAGCAGCCGCCGCCGCCGCCCACGAUCAACCUGGCCACCUCCCCCGCGGCGGCCCAGCUCAUCAACCGGGCGCAGAGUGCGAAUUCUGCGGCCACCGCCUCGGGCAUCGCCCAGCAAGCCGUCCUUUUGGGCAACACCAGCAACCCGACUCUGAGUGCCAGCCAGGCGCAGAUGUACCUCCGGGCCCAGAUGCUCAUCUUCACGCCCACCGUCGCUGCCGCCGUCCAGCCCGAGGGCAGCACCAGCACCAGCAGCAUGCAGCCUCCCGCCCCGCCCGCCCCCCAGGUGCAGAGUCCGGCCCUCCGGAUGCCGCAGCAGGCGGGGGUGGGCCAGGCACUCAGCUGCCCGCCGACUCAGCCGCCCGGCCCAGUGGCUAUCAGACCCGCUCUGAAUAACGGCGGCCACCCCUGCCCGGCCUCCUCCUUCGUGCCCCCCUCCACCCCCCCUGCCACUCAGGUGAAGGGCGCCAAGGAAGGCCUGGCCGAGCACCUGAGGAAGGGGGGAGGGGGCGGGGCAGGGGGCGGCAGCAACGGGACAGCGGGCGCCUUGGACGGACGAGGCGGCGCCCCCAACCGGACCGGCCCCCCGGCCUCCACUCACUCGCUGAUUGCCCCAGCCUUCUCCCCGGCCCAGGCUCAGCCGCAACAGCCCCCGCCUCCAGCCAAGCCCCUCCCGCACCAGUUGGUGAUCCAGCAGCACCUCCAGCCCAAAGCGCCCCACCUGCCGGCCUUCAGCCCCCCGGCCCCCCCGCUGGCCUGCCAGCCUCCCACCCAGCACAAGCCGUUGAACGCCAGCCGCACAUCGCCCCCCCUUCCCGGCCCUCCGGCCCUGGGGCUGCAGCGGACGGACGGACGUCCCGCCGGGUGUCCGAACCACGCCACGCCGCACAAGUUCCAACACACCUCGGCGGUCAUUCUCCAGUUGCAGCCGCCCGUUGGGACGCUGCCCCUGAGCGUCCCGGAGGGUCCCCGGAAAGAGGCGGCCCUUGUGCCCCCCGAGGCUGCCUGCCCGUCUCCGUCGGCCCCUCCCAAAGCUCCAGCUCCUGAGGGCACCGCCCCCCCGCCACACG
Molecule: messenger RNA, 1507 nt
Organism: Pseudonaja textilis
Lineage: Eukaryota; Metazoa; Chordata; Lepidosauria; Squamata; Elapidae
Source: RefSeq, a predicted model, not a curated record